Macrobrachium nipponense is the source of this 5037-nucleotide messenger RNA. Its product is annotated as hemicentin-2-like. Gene Ontology annotation, molecular function: protein binding. The transcript has 15 exons. The record is from RefSeq and is a predicted model, not a curated record. The coding region runs from base 1822 to 4890 and encodes 1022 amino acids. Lineage: Eukaryota; Metazoa; Arthropoda; Malacostraca; Decapoda; Palaemonidae.
UCAGCCGCGGACGUGUCUCGUGGUACCCACGCGGGUGGACUGACGUCGCGUUGGCGAGGGCGGCACAGGAAGGCGGCGCUGACGAAAGAGGAGAAGAAGGGCGUGUUUAAUUUUUAUUUUUUUAAAGGCGCCAGGUGGGCGUUGGCGUGCGUAGCUGUGGGGCGUGUGUGUUUGUGUGUAGGUCGGCCCUCUUAGAAAGACGGAGAUUCGAAAAUAAGGCGUUUUUUUGACUCCCAAUUAAAACAGUCUGAUUUUUUAAUCGAGUGACUUUUUUAUAAAUAUAUUGGAAAAAUAUCGACGAUUUUGGAGAAAUACAUUCUGCAAUAGUUUAUCUACUUUUCGACUCUCUUCCGAAGACGUGGAAAAAAAAAAAAAACAGAAGACAUAUAUUAAAAGUUAAUGAAUUCGAUUUUUUAAAAUCUUUAAAAAGAUACCAGAAAAUUUUUUUUUGAAAAUAAUAUAUUUGACUUCAUAUAAGAAUAUAUUUAUAACAAAAAGCUGUGACAAUAAAUUAAAUCGACUUCAAGAAAUACAUUCGAUCUAUUUCCAAACAAAAACUGAAAAAUUAGCCGAAAUAAAAAAAUAUUUAAUAUAAGAAUAUUCGCAAAAACAAAAACAAAAAAAAUCUUAAAUAAAAAUAUUCGCAAAAAACAUUUCUAUAUAAAUAGAUUUUAUAGAUAUUUUAUAGAUAUAGAAUAACAUUUUCUCCUUCUAUAUAACUCUACCCUCAAUUUUCGAUCUUUUUACUAUACAUAUAUAAAAAUACCUAUAUAAAUAUAUCUAUAUGUAUAUCUAUAAACAUAUUUUUGUAUGACUUUAGAAUGUACUUACCGGAUGAAACCUAUAGGAAUAUAUAGCGAUUGAUUUACGAAUAUUCGACGGAUUUUGUGAAAUUGCAAAGAGUGAAAUCGCACGAAGAUAUUUACCAUUAAAUGAAUAUUUUCACCGAAGUCUAUUAACCGCUGCGCCACUGAGAAGUGAAAUCGCUAGCCAAUCAAAUGAAAUGGCACCACAGGCAUAUCAAGUUAAUGGAAAUCGCUCCCACGUCAAAUGGUGUGAAAUCGCGGACCAGUCAAGUCACGCAUGGUGAGAAAUUGCAAGGCCGUCGAAUGAGAUGAAAUCACUCGCCAAGCAAACGGAGUGACGUAGCUGACCGGCCAGGUCAUGUGAAAUCGCACACCCAUCGAAAGUAUUGCGAUCGCUCUGAUGCCAAUCGAGGCGAGAGGUGAAAUCACUCGCCAACUGAAUGGCUUGAAAUGGCAAGCCAGUCGCACGAGGUGAAAUCGCUUACCGGUCAAAUGGUGUGAACUGUAAGCCAAUCAAUAACACGAGGUGAAAUCGCUGACCAGUCAAACGGUGUGAAAACACUUGAAGUUUUAAAACCAUGUGAAAUCGCAAGCCAGUUAAAUGGUGUGGAUUCAUUCACUAGUCAAACAGUGUGAAAUCACUCGCCAGUCAAAGGGUGUGAAAUCGCUCACCUGUCGAUUGGUGUGAAAUCGCUCACCUGUCGAUUGGUGUGAAAUCGCUCACCUGUCGAUUGGUGUGAAAUCGCUCGCCAGUCAAACUGUGUGAAAUCGCUUACCAGUCAAUUGGUGUGAAAUCGCUCGCCAGUCGAAGAGUAUGAAAUCGCAAGCCAGUCAAACUGUGUGAAAUCGCUCACCAGUCAAAUAGUGUGAAAUCGCUCACAAAUCAAACAGUGUGAAAUCGCUCACCAAUCAAGCAGUGCAGCAUCGCUCGCCAGUCAAUUCGUGUAAAAUUGCUCGACAGUUAAACAGUGUGAAAUCGCAAGCCAGUCAAAUGUUGUGAAAUCGCAAGCCAAUCAUGACAACCUCCCUCAACUUAGCGGUGAUUCUCUUCAUCUUAGGAACGGCAAAUAUCGCCUCUACUGAGGAAGCCCCCCUGGUGGUCGUGUACGCGAUUAGGGGCCAGACCGUCAGGCUCCCCUGCAACUGGACCACUUCCCCAGAGGACCCGGUCAUUCUGGUGCUGUGGUACAAGAAUGGCACUAAGACCCCAGUCUUCAGCGUUGACCUGAGGUCAAUGGACGAAGGCAGCAGCACGCGGGCCAGCGACGUCUUCGAAGGGCGUGCCCGCUUCCAGAAGGACCACCUGAACUGGGUACUGGUCGUCAAGGACGUCACCUACAGCGACCAAGGAGAGUACAGGUGUAGGCUGGACUUCCAAGGGUCACCCACCCACAAUGCCAAGGUUCACCUCCAUGUCGUUGAUGAGCCUCACAGCAUCCGAAUCUAUAGCACAGGAGGAUCCGCUAUCGAGAGAGAGGCCUCCGUGCAAGAAGGACGUCCGCUCUCUCUCUCCUGUAGAGCAACGGGAGGUGAACCGCUCCCAAAUGUGACCUGGUGGUCAGGGCCGACCCUCCUGGACUCCGAGGAGGAGGAGAGGCAGGUCAUGACCUCCUCUUCCCCUUCCACGGUGACCCCGAAUACCCAAGCGGCGCCCUACGUCACCAAUACCCUGCAUAUCGACUCCCUGACGAAGGCUCACUUGGCCCAGAAUCUCACCUGUGUGGCUGCAAACACUCCUGUGCUGAGACCUCUAACUUCUACUGUGCUCCUCAGGCAAACAGAAACAGAGCUCCUAGUCUCCAUGGAUGCCCCAACGGGAAGACUCCUGGGCGACCACGAAUACGACGUCAAAUGUCGGGCAUCAGGGGUCAGGCCGCCCCCCAUCGUGACCUGGUGGCUUAGGGGGAACAGACUCAUGGAGAAUAUUGAUGGACAAAGCGUCGGCCCUGACGCCACCAUCUCCCUCCUACGACUCCUGACGACCCCCGGAGACGACGGAGGAAUCCUGGAGUGCAGGGCGUCGUCUCCAACGCUCCCUCACCUGACCGCGUCUGACUCGACGAAGCUCACCGUUUACUACUUGCCCAAGGCCACCAUAAGCAUCGACGCUGGGGGUGGGCAAGGUUCCCCGUCAGAGUUUGGGCAGCCAGCCACUUCCGCGUCAGGUCUCCGCGAGGGCAGGUCAGCCACGUUGACCUGCGUGACCCGGGCUAACCCGCCGAUCUACAAUCUCACGUUUAUGUUCAAUGGUCGGCCUCUGCACCGGCAGAAUGUCAUCACGAAGGGGUGGAGUCUGACCUUGCUCGAACUCCGACACCAGGACUCCGGUCUCUACACCUGUCUGGCCUCCAACACCGAGGGAGAUGGCGAGAGCAAUGCUGUCGCUCUCCACAUAGAUUAUGCUCCAGUCUGCGCCUGGAAGGGCGAACGAGAGAUAUUGGCAGCCGUGGGAGAGAAAGUCAAGAUGAACUGUUACGUCAAGGCAUCGCCCCCUCGCGUGACCUUCGACUGGACGACCUCGCAUAAGGAAUCCCCCAUCCACCACCAGGACAAAGGUCUCUCAUCCGAAGGCUGGAUGACAGCCUCCAACUCAUCCAGAAUCGGCGUCAACCAGUGGGCCAAGUGCUACGCUACCAACGAUGUGGGGAGCUCCUCCCACCCCUGCGUCUUCUCCAUCACUCUCGUCGAGCCACCAAGUCAACUGGUGGGCUGCGAUUACCACGAGGUCACCACAGACUCUGCGGCCGUGACCUGCUCCGCCGGUUCCACGUCCGAGAAAUUGACGCCCACAUACCACAUUGAGGUACGCGAGGGGAACACGGUCAUCCUGACGAAGAACAGCAGUAAGCCUAGGUUCAACCUGAGCACCCUCUCCCCUGGGCGGGACUACGUCCUCGCCAUGUACGCCAGCCACCAGAAAGGGCGGGGAAAGGAGACCACGCUCCUCCUGCGGACGCCCACGCCCAAGGCGGAAGAGGUGGCCCCCGAGAGGGUCUCCAUUAACCUAAACAACGAACCGGGUGCAGAGAUCCUCCUACAGCAGCCCCCCCUCUGGGGACUCCGCCGAAAACCUCUCUUCUUCGGAGGGCCUACCGGUCAACGCCAUCGUCGGCGGGGCAGCCGCGGUGGCCAUAGGCCUAGCAGGCGUGGUGGCGGCUGUCGUCUUCUGCCGUGCCCGCAGGGCCCAGGGUGGCUCCAUGUCCCCCGGGGGUGGGAAGACCUCCCAGCAGCAGUUCGGCCACCACGCGUCGCACGACUCGCUCCUGGAGCUGCCCCACGGGGCCAUGUACCAGCCGUGCACUCGCCACCCUUCCAGAGAGCUUCUGACAACGUUCUCCCCUGGGCCUGUUGUGGUGACGCAGGUGACCUCCGGAAGAUCGUCGAUAAGGUCCUCCCCGCUCCCUCGACGUUCCUCGACCCGCAGCGCCCCGGGAGGGACGUCGCCGAGAAGGCACAGGCCGAGAACUCCGUCUGUGCGUGGAGGACCGGUCCACGUCGUGGAAGUGGAGUCCGACAGCAUCACAACUCCAAGGGUGGAGAUAGAGUCUCCCUCGAAAUCCCUGGCGUCGAUACGAAUGAGCCUGAGGGGAGACACUUCGGAAGUUCGUCAGUCGCCCACGCUAUCUCUGCCGUGCGAUCCCCUGCAGCCGCCGCAGGCGAACACUCCGAACGAAAUGUCGUCCCAGACUCUUCUGCAGACAGACUUUCAACUCCACCCCACAUCAUCUCCCCACCUCUCGCCGCAGACGUACGUCUCUUCGCCCAUGCAGGCCGUCGUGCUCCCUCAGCCGCUGGUCAUAGACCCGGCCCACUCGGCUCAACUCCACGCCGAGUCUCCGAUAAACACGGUGUCCUACACCACCCCACACAUCAGCACUGUCCCGCAGACGUUGGCUCCCUCGAACAUGUUCGCCACUCCUCAUCAUCCUUACAGUACGGCACCCCAGAUCUGCACGGCUCCUCAAGUUCACGUUGUGGCGGCAGGAGGUCGAGCUCCGUCUCCAGCUCCUCCGGACAUCAUCACUUCUCAGGCUCCCAUGAUGAUGAUGACGCAGCUUCAAAACACGCCGCAGAUUCAUAUUGAAUCUGAAGACCAAUUAAUGUCACACAUGCAGGAGGCAGCCCCCAAAACCCUCAUCAGAGUACACGAACCGCUGAUGAGUCCCGAAGUAGCACAGCAACAGCAGAUGGCUCAGGAAGCGUCUGCUGCAACACACUCCGACGGUGAAGU